This is a messenger RNA of Dermochelys coriacea (leatherback sea turtle), 6964 nucleotides long. It is a transcript of the gene KIF13B, whose product is annotated as kinesin family member 13B. Lineage: Eukaryota; Metazoa; Chordata; Testudines; Dermochelyidae. Gene Ontology annotation, biological process: microtubule-based movement; regulation of protein localization. The transcript is spliced from 40 exons. Gene Ontology annotation, cellular component: adherens junction. The coding region runs from base 119 to 5986 and encodes 1955 amino acids. Gene Ontology annotation, molecular function: microtubule binding; ATP binding; microtubule motor activity. The record is from RefSeq and is a predicted model, not a curated record.
CCCUCCCGCGGAGAGUCGCGAAGCUCCUCCCCCCGCGUUCCCCUGCCGGCCGGGUGUCCCGUGCUUCCUUGGAAGACGGAAGCCGAGGAGGAGGGAGAGGCGGCGGCGCGGCGGCGGGAUGGGAGACUCCAAAGUGAAGGUGGCGGUGCGGGUCCGUCCCAUGAACAGGAGAGAGUUUGAUCUGCAUACAAAAUGUGUGGUGGAUGUGGACACAAACAAGGUUAUUCUUCACCCUGUAAACACCAAUCUUUCAAAAGGAGAUGCCAGGAGCCAGCCAAAGGUGUUUGCUUAUGAUCACUGUUUCUGGUCUUUGGAUGAAUCUGUAAAAGAAAAAUAUGCAGGUCAAGAUGUUGUUUUCAAGUGCCUUGGAGAGAAUAUUCUUCAGAAUGCCUUUGAGGGCUACAACGCAUGUAUCUUUGCCUAUGGGCAGACUGGGUCUGGAAAAUCUUACACAAUGAUGGGUACAGCCGACCAGCCUGGAUUAAUCCCAAGACUCUGCAGUGGUCUCUUUGAAAGAGCACAGAAAGAGGAAAACGAAGAACAGAGUUUCAAAGUGGAAGUGUCCUACAUGGAGAUUUACAAUGAGAAAGUUAGAGAUCUCCUUGACCCCAAAGGAAGCCGUCAGUCAUUAAAAGUUAGAGAGCACAACGUCUUUGGUCCUUAUGUAGAUGGACUUUCUAAACUGGCUGUCGCCAGCUACAAGGACAUAGAGUCUUUGAUGUCAGAGGGUAACAAAUCUCGAACAGUGGCUGCAACCAACAUGAAUGAGGAGAGCAGUCGGUCACAUGCAGUCUUCAAGAUCAUCCUCACACACACACUGUAUGAUGUACAAUCGGGGACAUCGGGUGAGAAGGUGGGCAAACUGAGUCUGGUGGACUUAGCAGGCAGCGAAAGGGCAACUAAGACUGGUGCUGCAGGUAACAGGCUGAAGGAAGGAAGCAACAUUAACAAGUCCCUUACAACUCUUGGGCUGGUUAUUUCUGCUCUAGCGGAUCAGGCUGCUGGCAAGAACAAGAACAAAUUUGUUCCAUAUCGUGAUUCUGUGCUCACUUGGUUACUUAAAGACAGCCUUGGUGGUAAUAGCAAGACUGCCAUGGUGGCAACAGUCAGCCCAGCAGCAGAUAACUACGAUGAGACCCUUUCCACAUUGAGAUAUGCAGACCGGGCCAAGAACAUAGUUAACCAUGCUGUGGUGAAUGAAGACCCCAAUGCCCGCAUCAUCCGAGAACUCCGAGAGGAGGUGGAGAAGCUCAGAGAACAGCUCACCAAAGCAGAGGCUAUGAAAUCACCAGAACUAAAGGAUCGGUUGGAGGAAUCUGAGAAAUUGAUCCAGGAAAUGACUGUCACCUGGGAAGAGAAAUUAAGAAAAACAGAGGAGAUAGCACAGGAGCGGCAGAAACAACUGGAAAGUCUUGGCAUAUCUCUUCAGUCUUCUGGAAUCAAAGUUGGGGAUAACAAGUGCUUCCUUGUUAAUUUGAAUGCAGAUCCUGCUCUCAAUGAACUUCUGGUCUACUACUUAAAGGAGCACACGUUAAUAGGGUCAGAUGACUCCCAAGAUAUCCAGUUAUGUGGAAUGGGAAUUCUUCCUGAACACUGUAUGAUAGAAAUACCCUCAGAAGGACAAGUUAUGCUAACACCUCAGAAAAAUACUCGAACAUUUGUAAAUGGUUCUGCUGUUGUGGGUCCUACACAGCUACACCAUGGAGACAGAAUACUGUGGGGAAACAACCACUUCUUCAGAUUGAGUUUGCCAAAAAAGAAAAAGAAAGUAGAGCAGGAGGAUGAAGAGCAAGACAACUCUCUGAGGUGCAGCAACAGUGUUGAGCAGCUAGAUAUAGAUGGAGACAAUUCCAGUGAAGUAUCCAGUGAAAUGAACUUCAGCUAUGAAUAUGCCCAAAUGGAAGUUAUCAUGAAGGCACUCAGUGGCAAUGACCCGAUGCAGUCAAUCUUGCAGAGUGUGGAACAGCAGUACGAAGAGGAGAAGCAAUCCGCACUGGAGCGGCAGCGGCUAAUGUACGAGCAUGAACUAGAGCAGUUGCGAAGGCGGUUAUCUCCAGAGAAACAACACUUCCGCAGCAUGGACAGGUUCUCCUCCCACUCGCCCAGUGCUCAGCAGCGCUUACGCCAGUGGGCGGAAGAGAGAGAAGAAAUGUUGAACCACAGCCUGAGGAAGCUGAGAGAGCAAAUUGUUAAAGCUAAUUUGUGUGUGAGAGAAGCCAGUUUCAUCUCAGACGAAUUGGACAAGAGUACGGAGUAUAAGGUCACUCUGCAGAUCCCAGCUUCAAGUCUUAAUGCUAACAGAAAGCGAGGUGCAGUUCUUAGUGAGCCUGCUAUUCAGGUGAGAAGGAAAGGGAAAGGCAAACAGAUCUGGUCACUGGAGAAAUUGGAAAACCGACUAAUAGAUAUGAGGGAUCUUUAUCAAGAAUGGCAGAUGUGUGAGGACGACAACCCAUUAACUAGGUCUUACUUCAGACGAGCUGAUCCAUUCUAUGAUGAACAAGAAAACCAUAGUCUCAUCGGAGUGGCCAAUGUUUUUCUUGAGUCCCUGUUUUAUGAUGUGAAGCUGCAAUAUGCUGUUCCUAUCAUCAAUCAGAAGGGAGAGGUGUCAGGUCGUCUUCAUGUUGAAGUUGUGCGAGUGAGUGGAGCGAUUGGGGAGAGAAUCGUAGGAGGUGAUGAUUGCACAGACUAUUCAAGAGAGAACGACAUACAGGAGAACAAACUAGUUUGUAUGAUUAAAAUACUUCAGGCUACGGGUUUGCCUCAGCAUCUUUCCAACUUUGUGUUCUGCAAAUACACUUUCUGGGAUCAGCUGGAGCCAGUUACGGUUGCCCCGGAGAUGGACCCCUCUUUAUCUCCCAUCAGCAAGGAGCCACAGUGUAUGGUUGUCUUCGAUCACUGCAAUGAGUUUUCUGUAAAUAUUUCUGAAGACUUAAUGGAGCAUCUUUAUGAAGGGGCUUUGGCAAUUGAAGUGUAUGGACACAAGCAAAGCGAUCCUCGCAAAAACUCAGCCGUGUGGGAUUUGGGAAUAAUUCAAGCCAAAACUCGAAGCCUUCGUGACAGAUGGAGUGAGGUAACCCGAAAAGUGGAGCUCUGGGUUCAGAUUCUGGAACUUAAUGAGAAUGGAGAGUACUGUCCAGUUGAGGUGAUUCCCGCCAAGGACGUAAACACUGGUGGCAUCUUUCAGCUCAGACAGGGGCAGUCACGGCAAAUCCAAGCUGAAGUGAAGUCUGUGCAGGAAUCUGGGACCUUGCCUCUAAUGGAAGAAGCCCUACUAUCUGUUGGAGUUGGCUGUGUUCAAAUAAGGCAUGUCAAGUCACAAAAAGUUCAUGAGACUCAUCAGGAAGGAGAGGAUGAUAUGGACAGUUAUCAGGACAGGGAUUUGGAGAGACUGCGUCGGAAAUGGCUGAACGUAUUGACAAAACGUCAGGAAUACCUAGAUCAACAGCUGCAAAAACUCGUCGGCAAACCUGAUAAAACAGAAGAUGAUGCAGAUCGGGAGGCACAACUGUUAGAGAUGAGGCUCACUCUUACUGAAGAAAGGAAUGCUGUAAUGGUUCCUUCUGCUGGUAGUGGGAUCCCUGGAGCUCCAGCAGAGUGGACUCCAGUGCCUGGUAUGGAAACCCAUAUUCCAGUUGUUUUCCUUGACUUAAAUGCGGAUGACUUUAGCUCUCAAGAUAAUCUUGAUGACCCAGAACCUGGUGGAUGGGAUGCUACUCUCACUGGGGAAGAGGAAGAGGAAUUCUUUGAAUUGCAGAUUGUAAAACACCAUGAGAGUGAGGUGAAAGUAGAAGCCUCCUGGGAUUCCACAGUCCAUAACUGCAUUCAGCUCAGUAAAGGAACAGCAACAGAGGAAAGAGUUUUCCUUAUUGUGAGAGUAACUGUCCAGCUCAGCCAUCCUGCAGAAAUGCAGCUAGUGCUACGCAAACGUAUCUGCGUUAAUGUCUAUGGGAGACAGGGUUUUGCACAGAGCUUCCUGAGAAGAAUGUCUCACCGAAGUUCCAUUCCUGGCUGUGGUGUCACCUUUGAGAUAGUCUCUAAUAUUCCAGAGGAUGCUCAGGGAGCUGAGGAGCGGGAAGCACUAGCAAGGAUGGCAGCUAAUGUUGAAAACGCAGUUUCAGCUGACUCAGAAGCCUAUAUUGAAAAGUACCUGCGGAGUGUGCUGGCAGUGGAGAACAUUCUCACCCUGGAUCGUCUUCGCCAGGAAGUUGCAGUGAAAGAGCAGUUAACGGGGAAAGGAAAACUUAACAAGAGGAGUCUGAGCUCUCCCAACGUCAAUCCGAUAUCUGGAAGCCGUCAAGAUUUAGCUCCCCUGUACAACCUUGGCAGUCAAAAGGGUCGAUGGGAGAGCCAGCAAGAUGUAUCCCAAAUUUCAACACAUUCUGGUAGUGGGAUGACCCCGUCUUGUACAUCUUCGUCAGCCUCUGCUCAGCAAAACCAUUCUAAUGAUCCAGGACUCGGUAGCCUGGCUGCCUCCUACCUGAAUCCAGUAAAAUCCUUCGUGCCUCAGAUGCCAAAGCUGCUUAAGUCUCUCUUUCCUGCUAGAGAUGAGAAAAAGAGCAGGCAGACCUCUCCUCUUGCCCAGCAGCCUGUCCCACGAAUUAUGGUUCAGUCUGCCAGCAUUGAUGCCAAUGCUACAAAGUUAAAACAGAUUAACCAAGAAGGGGGGAAAGAACCAUUUGAAAUGGCCGGGCAAUCUACAGAGGCAGAAAAGAACCAAGAAAAGAUGCCCAAAGUGCCUUCACAGCAGCAUACCACAGACAUUCAGGCACAGGACUCCCAAGAGGGGCCUCCAAGUCCCCUGAGUGAAGCCUCGAGUGGUUACUUUUCUCACAGUGUUUCAACAGCGACACUGUCUGAAGCGCUCGCUGCAGGGAACGAAGUGAUUGUUCAGACAGGUGGUCAAACGUCUAUAGUGAGCGACAUCUCCCCACCCACCCCAGCUGUUCAGGUAACUUCUGCUACUAACAUUUCAAUGCAGACAGAGUGCACUUCAGAGGGCUAUCCUGCUGUUAAAAGAGAGAAUCUAGGUGCUUCUGACCUCAGCACUGCCCAUGUGAGACCUAAGGACAGCAGCGAUGUGAAGGGUAAUGAGCAUCUAAAGUCCAAGUCCUUUGUCUCCCCUGUGACUCAGAGCGAAGAACUAGAUGUUGCCUCUAUAGCCAUUGAUGCGAAAAGCUACGUUUCUACCUCCAUCCCAAAGAAGGAGCUGCUGACAAAACAGCUAAUGGCUUCAACAACUGGAGAGUCAGUGGGACAAGCUGCCAGGAAAAAGGAACACGCAAAGUCCGCUGCUGCCUCAGAAUCAAGAGCUUCCAAAUCACAGCUUCAGCCUGACCUCUUGUCCCAUCCCAGUGCUACAGCCUCUCCAUUCAAAAUCCAAAAAGUCAGGACCUCUGAGCUCAAGUCUUUUACAUGCAUGCUGGGGGGAGAUUCUGGGUGCCCUUCAAGCACAGAGGAAGAGAAGGAGAGAGAAAAGAACCAGGUGACUGCACAAGGGUUAAGCCAUAAUGAUGAGACAGCUGAUGAAAAACUGGAAGCGGCUUCUGAUUCUGAAGAUGCCAAUGAAAUCCCAGAAUGGCUAAAAGAGGGAGAAUAUGUCACUGUCGGCACAAAUAAGACAGGCACAAUUAGAUAUGUUGGCCCAACUGACUUUCAAGAGGGAACAUGGGUUGGUGUGGAACUCGAUUUGCCUUCAGGUAAGAAUGAUGGCUCCAUUGGGGGAAGGCAGUACUUCAAAUGCAACCCAGGCUAUGGGCUCCUCGUGAAACCAAACAGAGUGAAAAAAGCCACUGGAGCAGUAAGACGACGGAGCGCUGGGCUUCGGUUGCAAGGGGGAGCUACGCCUGAGAACCGGAAGAACAACAAUUUCUCAGGCUCAGCCUCCAGCCUGACGUCGCUGACAGCCCUUGCCAAAAUGGAAGGAUCUGCUCUCCGACCCGAGAAGAUCCAGAAGAGUGCAGAGAACAGGAAAUCUUGGGCUAACUGAAAGAGGCUUACAGACCCUACAAGCUGGUUCGAAAAUCGCUUGUGAAGCUGUCACCAAAGUGGAUGUGCUUGCAACAUUAAACCAACCUGGUAAACUUGGCUCUGGCAAACACUAAAGGAGGGGUUUUUCUCUACUUCUGUUGCUGACAUGUUAAAUCUUUGCCUUGUCAUGGUGAUGGAUCUAUGUGUUUAGGCUCCUGAUACAAAUUGGGACACUUCAUUGUGUGGCUUAUUGCAAAUAGUGAAGGUUGUGGGAGGGGGUUUAAUGGUGCUGCUUUUAAGUCAUUCACAGAAUGAACGGCCAGAUCAGUUAUUCAAUGUAUUUUAUGAGUUUCCAGCAGCUGCGAAAAAUUAACUGGAGCGAUUUUCCCCACCCACAACAUUUAUACUUCCUUAAACAUGGUUGGCAGUUCUGUAAACAUCAAAAUCAGCAUGCAAGGCUCCAUCCUUUUGGAAAAGCUGUGUCUGUAUCAGGCAAUAAUGAGAAACGGAUACAGUUAUAAAGAAGAAAGAAGUUAUAUUGAGAAGGAAACAGAACAAAAAUCAACUUGGUUACAUGACCUGGAAUGAGUGCCUACUAGAAUAAUGUUCAUGUCUUUCUACUCUUAUUGAAAUCAAUGGGAUUCCACCCAAUCAGUGGCUUUUGAGCCCAGUUUUUUAAAGGCAUAUUCAAAUUUAGUUAACCCACUAAAUAGAUUAUAGUUAUUAUUUUAACAUGACACAGAAUCUGUUCACCUUCCUUUCCUCCCUGGACACACUGUGGAAUAUUGCUCUCAUUGUUCUUUAGUUUGUCUUCAGGAUUUUUGCAAAGAUAUCAGCGUUCUCUAAAGUGCUAUAGAAUUUAUAACAGCUUUUUCCACUUCUGUCUGUACUGCUUGUUGGUGACGUACUCACAAAGAGAGAUGUGGCACCAUGCACAACCUUCACUGGCAUUUGCAUUUUACCAGAUUUCAUAAAGUGAAGGCUUGUUGUUCCCACA